Molecule: messenger RNA, 7425 nt
Organism: Helicoverpa zea (corn earworm)
Lineage: Eukaryota; Metazoa; Arthropoda; Insecta; Lepidoptera; Noctuidae
Gene: Fbl6
Exons: 10
Coding region: 500-4642 (1380 amino acids)
Biological process (GO): SCF-dependent proteasomal ubiquitin-dependent protein catabolic process
Cellular component (GO): SCF ubiquitin ligase complex
Molecular function (GO): protein binding
Source: RefSeq, a predicted model, not a curated record
ACAAGUACAACUUUUUUUGUGACAAUGUCUGCAUCUGUUGAUUAAAAUUUGAAACAUAAUAAGCUUCUAAACAAGGUCAACAGUUUUCAUCAACUCGUAGUGAACGAAAAUAAUCAAAAUUAAGUGUAUAUUAUGUCCAUACUUUCCAAAAUCGUAUAUUUUAUGUGUCAUCACCAAAUAUUCAAGUACAAGUGUCCGCGAAAAUGAUCUGUACUUUGUUUUUCGCAAUCACAACGUUACAUGAACAUGGAUGACCUAAAAUGCGAAUAUGUGAAGAAAAAAAGAUGUUUGGGACUCACAAGAAGUGUAAACUGAAGUAAUUAUAAUGAUUUGCACGUCGAUUAUCGACAAUCAUUUACCUUUUCAUGCCAUCGCAUAACGAUCGGUGAAUUGCUUGGUCACAAAAGUGAAAAUGUGAUGUGUCAAACUGAUUGUUUACCUCGCGGACAGGUGAGUGGUUUGUAGAAGUGGUACGCGAGGGCGGCGGGAGGCGGGCGGCAUGUCUGAUCGAUCAAGUCCCGUGAACGGCGGUUACGAGGCCGCAAGGCUCACCGUCCGCAAGGACCUCUUCCCGGAGGUUCGUCUACCUAAGCUGGCGACUGGUGAGUCUGGUGCUGACUCCGACCAAGAAGAUGUCGAGUCAGUCUCUGGUGUCAAGCUGGAGACUGAUUUUGAACAGAGCAUAGACGAAAUAGCCAGUCAUAAAGCGCAAGUAGCUAAUGGGGCUCUGCCGUGUCCUACGCGGCCUCGCCACAGAAAGCACAAGCACCACUCCCGACAGAGUUCUCAAUCCGCAACCGUUAAUGGUUGUCUUCCUCCAAAAAGUAAAAGGAGAAAAGACUCAUCAAAAGAUUCAUCAUAUAGAACGCAUUCUAAACAUAGUGUUGUGUCACAAGUGAAAGGUGGUAAAAACUUGAAUUUAGUGAGUAGUAGUGAGUGUCAGGAGGAUGAAGACGACAAUGAGGAAGUGCAGGAGGAGGAGGAGGAGGAAGAAGAAGAAGUGGAAGAUGAAGAUGAAGCCGAAGAAAGUGAAAGUUCAGAUGAUGAACAGCUCAAGCGCAAUUCAAAGUUACCGUUAAAUACAAUGCCACGGCAAAGUGGCAAACCAUACAGUCAUGAACUUAGUCAAUUAUCAACAAAAAAGAGUAAAAAGGACUCUCGAGAGCAUAGAACUCAUGCAGUUAUACCGUGUAGUGGCAAGCCAAGGUCUAUGUUGGACAUUCGCAGUUCGCGUAGUAAAAAGAAAUCCAAGAAGUCUGAGUGCACACCCACAUAUCGAAGCCAGAUAGUGGAUACUAACUCUAUGAAGAUUAAGAUUAGGAGGACAAGUGUUCAUGAAACUGUAACGCCAACGCCAACCUCGGUUGCCGAUAUUGGUCAAAGGAAGUCUAAGAAGAAGCGGGCGGCGUCGCCGGCUAGCGUGAGCUCUGGUGAGGAGUACGACCCGUCACGCGGGGACACUGCCGCCGCCAUGAGCGUCGCCGCGCCCAAGCCGCGCCACCCGCGACCUAAGACUCCUAAGCCUAAGAAAUCAACCAGUUCUAAAAGUAAGCAAAAGAAAAGUGAAAAGACUGAAAGAACUAGGAUUAGUGGAGCUGAAAGUAAAGAUACUGGACCACAAAGUCCUUGGGGACAUUCUAUGCCUAAGGAAAUUCUAUUAAAGAUAUUUGAAUAUGUUGUGGCCUCUCAGGGCACAUUGCCUUCUGUGAUCAGAAUUGGUAGAGUAUGUAGGUUAUGGCACAGUGUAAGCUGCAGACCAGAAUUGUGGAAGAAUGUAGACCUUGCGCAAUACACUAGUGAAAAAUGUAAAACGGAUUAUAAACUCGUGUGGCUCCUGGAAAACCGGUUGUCACAAUGUCAAAGCUUAAAUAUUGCUCAGUGGAAAGUGAGUAACGUGUCGUGGGUGCUGGCUUGCGUGGCGGACUACUGUCCUCAGCUGGUGGAGCUCAGCGUGGCCGGCUGGAGCCGCAUCACGUCCGAACAGCUGUUCGACCUCAUGCAGGCUCUGCCUAAGCUGCAGAGGAUCGAUUUGUCGCUCACGUCUGAAACGGGCGGUUCUAGUACGUGCAUGUCAGCUGCCUCCAUGACGCGCAUUACGGAGAACUUUGGCGCAAGACUCACGCAUCUCAUGCUGGCUAACAACAAGUUCAUAGCAAUGCCGCAGAUACUGCAGUCAAUAGCGACAUACUGCAGCAACUUAGAAGUGCUAGAUAUCUCGGGGACGCUGGCGGCGUCGCACCCGGCCGCCGUGCCUUUAGAGGCGCUGCAGAAGGGCUGUCCCAAGAUGCGAGUGUUCCGCGCCGCUAACUCACAGCUGGUGCUUGCUAAUGCUACUACUUCGCAACAGAUGGAAUGCAAAGGCUGGCCUCUUCUCGAGGAGCUAUCAAUAGCAGGCGAGGCGGCGACGGAGCGGGUCGGCGUCGGCGAGUACCGGCUCGGCGACGACGCGCUGGCCAGGCUCGUGCGCGGCGCCACGCGGCUGCGGCUGCUCGACCUCCGCGGCUUACAGCGGCUUACUGACUCCGGCCUCGUUAGGGUGCCGGCGUGGGACCUGCAACAUCUGUUUCUUGGAGGCUGCAACGUGACGCGGCAAAGCAGCGCGUGCCUGGAGCUGAUCUGCGAGAAGUGGUCGCACAGCCUGCUGGAGCUCGACCUGUCGUGGGCCUCCGCCGCGCGCGUGCUCGACGACGCCGUCUCCGCGCUCGCCGACUCGCCCGACAGCAAGCUCAGAAUACUAAACUUAUGUGGCUCUUCGGUGUCCUUGGAACCAAUUAAGAAAGUCCUUCUAAAGUGCCCACAUAUUGAGUCUAUAAACCUGAGUUCUUGUCGCGCUCUUCCUAGGGGAAUGAAACGCUUGUACACGGGGAAAGAAAUACAAGACCUUAAAGAUAGCUUAGAUCCAGAAAAAAUUAAAGCCAAAGAAAAUCAAAAAGACGAGGAAAGUGUCAAGACUAAAAAAGGUGUUAAAAAGUCUGCAGCUGAUUCCAAGUCAGAAUCAAUAAAACAAGAACCUUCCGCAGACGUAUCCGAUAAAUCGGAUACCAAAACAGAGUCUUCUUCAUCUAAAGGCACUAUCUCGUCGCCCGUAUUUCAAGAACCGAAAAGCUUUUCAGAAUCACCUUCUACCGCAGCUUCUAAGAAGACGCCGAUAAGAUCACCAGAUAGUAAAACACUUGAAAGGAAAUCUGGUAAAGAGGGCAAGGAAAUGAUAGCCUUAGUACCUGAAGGGAAAAGAUCCUCAAGAGGGUCCACUCCGAAACUACUCAGUCCUGCUACACAGUCAAAACCAGAUUCCUCUUCCACGCCCAGAUCGGAUCCUUCCAAAGAUCUUGGAAGUCCCCACUUCAGUCCAGUACCAAAACCAGACAGUCAAGUACAAAAUAGUCCAGAAGUCCAGACAGAAUUGUUAAAUCAAAGUAUAAAGACUAACUCUUGGAAUCUUGGACAGUUUAAAACCACACCCACUCACAAGUCUGAAGCCAGUCCUUUAAGUAGGUUAGAAAGUCACACUAAAUUAAAACAUGGUAAAGUUAUAGAGCAAUGCAGUCCAACAACUUCUCACGAUAAUAAACCUAGUCCUGAAACCCAUAGUAUGAAACAAGAAAGCAUGAAGAAUCCUAAUAACUGGAACUAUGCUAUUAAUAGCCCGAUGCCCCGACAAGAUGGUCAAUUCUCUCAAAGAAGUCCUUAUUCCGCUCAACCGAGUCCUGCUCAACCCAGCCCUUAUUCCACACAGCCUAGUCCGUAUUCGACACAGCCGAGCCCUUACUCCUCACAGCCUAGUCCCUAUUCAGCUCAACCCAGCCCAGACACAAGUCAAAUUGUUAAACCCGAAUUACAGAAGACAAGUGCUUGGAACACCGGUAACUACAGUCCUAUGCCCAAACAUCACCCACCAUUUUCUCCUCAUCCAUCAACCCAUGCUAGUCCAGACCCAGGUAUAGGCUUAAAAAGUGAAAACCUUAGAAGUAAUCCUAAUAAAACUCCAGGACAAUAUAGUCCAAUGUCACGACAAGAUCGCAUUCACCAGAGCCCUUAUUCUCCCAGACCAAGUGUAGAUGUGAGUUAUAGUAACAAGAAAAGUCCUGGAGUCGGUAACUACAGCCCAAUGAUGCGCCCAGAUUGUCACUUACCUAGCCCAGACAGAGGUUCAACCACCAGACCUACGAUGGGAAGCAGACAACAAGACAUCUAUGGAAGAACUGUAAAUAAAACCCUCGAUAUGAUGCACAGUAGUGCACCGCAACCGGAAAUACCCAACUCUUGGGGAAUAGACAGAUUUAAUAAUCAGCUAAGUAACGCCGCAAGCGCGAGCAUCGAUUCGCUAGUGUGGGGAGCGUCGGCGUUCAACACGGAGCCGGCUCCGCUGCCUCCUCGAGUGGACAACAUUCCCGCCAUGCUCAACACGCCGUCGCCACAGACGUGGCCCGGUUUACCAUCGUUCGAUACUAGUGUUUCAAGACCUAAUGACGAUUUAAGUGAUCCGUGGACUUUUGGUCAAUUCCGUGAGCAGCCUCACCAUGUGCACAACACGUUCGUAGAUCAGAACAGUUUCGAUUUGAGUAGUCACCUGGGCCACCAGGCGCACUCCUUGCAGAACUAUUUAGACGACAAUUUUCCAGAGACGUCUCGCGUAGAAUGACACUCCGACCCGCCUUCGGCUUAGUUACUCGAAUGAAACUGUAUGUUGUUAUGGACAAAAUAUAUUAUAUGAUAAAUUCCUUCUUUGGAGGGGUAUAGGGUGAUGUUGUAUUUAAUAAUGAUUGAACAAUUAAAUGAUAGACAUUGUAAAUAAGAUUUAUUUAGUUAGAAUUAAGAGUAAUGAAGCUAGGAAUGCAUUAAUGUUAUUUUGCAGCCGAUAGUUUAUGAAAUUAUAUAAAAUAUUAUAAGAAAAUUAUAAUUAUUAAGGAUAGUAAAAUUCAUCCAUCGACUUAGAUAUUGUUGGAUUAUACUCAUGAGUUAGGUUUUAAAAUGAGUCUUUAUUUUAAAUGCCAAAACCUGUUUUCACUGAGGCCAAAAUUAAUUUAUUUCUAUCCAAUUUUAUAUUUUCGUAUGUUAAAUGAAAUGAGUUUAAUAGUUUUCAGCAAACAUGUGCAUUUUUGUUCCAUUCUAAAAGCGGUCACUUUUUUAUAAAAUCUUUUAUCAAACUUUCGAUUAAAUCAUUGCAAUAGAAAACAUUCCGUUUUGUACUGACUUUGAAAUUGUAUCACCCUUUCAAUCUAAAAUUGCCUGCCCCCCUCAACCUAUUUAUUUGCGUUGUUAGAUAUUUUAGAUAUUGUUGUGUUAACAGUGAAUGGAAAGUUUUAUUGUUGACAUGCUUUAGUAUAGGCCAUAAACGUAGGUAUAAAGUUUACAUACUUUGUUUUGUAACUCAAAUAAAUAAAGAGGGAAUACCACGAUGGGUGUCUAAUUGCGUUAGAUGUAACACAUGAUUCUGAAAAAGUAGUUGACUAGUAGCAUGUCAUUAUUAUAUAUUAAAUGUUUGUACAGUGUUGUUACAACUUUGCAAGCUGUGUUCCAUAAAUAAUCGUAAGUUUCUGAGAGCCUUUUCAUUACAAAACAGUCUCAUGUCACAGGGAUAAGAUUGGUGUUGGUAGUUAUUUGAAUCAUACAAUCACUAAGUAGUUCUAAACGGAAAAUUGAUCAGGCUCCUAGCACCAGAGAUGAGAUGGUAACACACAAUUGAUUUGUUCGUUAUAGGUAUUGGUUAUGAAAUUUUAUCAAAAACACAUGAAGUAUUUGCUCUUUUAAUAACACAAUUAAUGUUUAAGUUGGUGCAGCUAAUUAUGCAAGCUAUUUUAUAAGAUAAACAGCUACAUUAAAUUAUAUACAUAUGUUACAGAUUUUUGCCUACUAGUGCUAGAUUUCUGAAAGCCUGAUCAAUACUGACAAGUAACAACCCUAGCAGAGUUCAACUUGAAUAGUGUAUCAAUGUUAAAAAACUUACUAUUGACACCUAUUAAAUAUUUUAAUGGUCUAAUCAUUUCCAAUUUGCAUAUAUUAUUUUGUUACAUAGAUAAUGAUCCAAAUUUAUCUGAUGCGAUGCAUGAUACAAAUACCUACUACAGCCAAACGUGACAUUGGGUAUCAAAAAAAGUGAGUGGCUUUCAGAAACUGAUCAAUCAUGUGCUUUUAACUGAAGUGUCAUUCAAAACAGUAGGUUUCUUGUAUUCUAGCUUUAGUUCAACAGUUUCAUAUCUAUGUUUAGACAGUCAUUACAUAAACCUGAGUGCUGCCUUUUCGAUAAACGUCUAAAUACACUCAUAAAGCAAUUGUUGAAAGUAAGAUUACAUUUAUUAAAAGAAAUGCAAUACAAUCAAAAUAGAUAAUAAGUUUUACAUUUCAUUAGUAGCACUUUCACCUUCAUUGUUCUAGCUUGACAGUUACCUUUAUCGAAAAGGCUUAAAACAUAAAUAAAACCCAAUCUUGUUUUUUUUUUUUUUAAAGCACUUAACCAACUCAAGUGCGUGCGUGUUCUAUUUAUCAUUAUUACUUUUUGUUGCAUUUUAAACUUAUGAAAUUGUCUAACCUGGUAAUUUAAAUCAUGCCAUAAAUCGUAACACCAGAUUCACAAUAAUGGUCUUUGUGAUUUUUUUAUCUUACUUUUCAUCGAAGUAUUAUACAUAUUUCAAUUUUAUAAAAUAUCCAUGUCCAAAAAGGUUUUGUUAAUGUAACGAAUAUGGAUCUAGAGUUGCAGUAUUGACUAAUUGGAAUAAGAAUCUCAAAAGACACAGCUAUUAGAACAUUCAAUAUCAAAACAUUUUGAAUUGAGUAGAUACAACCACGAUCUUACCUACUAUAACUGUAGAUCCACUGUCAUAUAUUCCUUUUUCGAUAUUUUGAUUGUGCUUGACUUUGUAACAUCAUUUUAUAUUUUUAUACUUUUUAUUAGUAAAGUUAGAUUUUGAUAGAAAGAGAAAUCUAAAUAUCAAACCUAAAUAUUUAUUUAAAAUUAAAGCCAAGUACAAAGUGCUUUUUUUAUAAAUGAUAUAUAUAAUAUUGCAUAGGUACAUACUUCGUGUUGUAUUUAAAGAGACCGUUAAAACCACCAAAUAUUGUUUCCAAUACCUACAUUAGCCUUAUAAAUGCCUAACUUUUAACUGAAGAGAUAUUUUAUAGUUUUAUUAACUUAUUAAAAAAUGAAAAAUUAUUAUCUUCUAUACAUAGAAUGUAUAAAUAUAAUAUUAGGUAAAUAUUAUGUUAAAUAAUCGUGUACUAUAGUAUGUAUAAAAUAAAGUUGACUAAUAUCUGUAAGUUCUGUUAUGUAGAGAUUUUUUGUUUGUAAUAUUGUUACACUACUGCGCGGACUUCUUACAGGUGGUCCAAUUUUUAUAAUCUAACCAAUAAAAUAUCGAUGUGGUUGUACAUUUACAUUUUGAAUAGAAUGUACUCUAUUUAUUAAACUUCUUUUGUUGAGAAACAUCA